CAACAGCAGUGCACAGGGAGUGUUCUCCCGGGGAGAUUCUCAAGCCCCAGCAAGAGUCUCAUCAGCUGAAUGGAAGAAAAUAACUUUUAAAACCAUUUUGUUAUUUACUUACAGAAAGGAGUUUCAGUACAGAAAACUACAAUGAUGCAAGCCCAACUGAAUUGCUUGUGUCUCCUUAUGCUUUAUUUGACAACUGGAUAUAGCCAACAGAGGAAGUUUAGUGGACCCCUGGAACCCAUGACCUUCUCUAUUUUUGAAGGCCAAGAAGCGAGUCAAGUCAUAUUCCAGUUUAAGGCCAAAUCUCCUGCUGUGAAUUUCAAACUAACUGGAGAGACAGAUGGCAUAUUUCAGAUACAAUCAGAUGGACUUCUGUAUCAUAACAAAGCCUUGGAUAGAGAAACAAGAGCUGUCCACAGACUCCAGGUCUCAACCCUGGAUGCUCAAGGAGCUACAGUGGAGGGCCCAGUUCCCAUCACCAUAGAAGUGAAGGACAUCAAUGACAAUCGACCCAUGUUUCUCCAGCAAAAGUAUGAAGGCUUAGUCAGACAGAAUUCUCGUCCAGGAAAACCCUUCAUGUAUGUCAAUGCUACAGACCUUGAUGAUCCAGCCACUCCCAAUGGUCAGCUUCUUUAUGAAAUUGUCAUCCAGCUUCCCAUGCUCAACAAUAUCAUGUACUUUCAGAUCAACAACAAAACGGGGGGAAUUUCACUUACUGUAGACGGAUCCCGGGAAUUGGAUCCAUUGAAGAAUCCUUCCUACAGUUUGGUGGUCUCAGUGAAGGACAUGGGAGGUCAGAAUGAGAAUUCUUUCAGUGACAGUACAUCCGUGGAUAUAAUAGUGAAGGAGAAUAUUUGGAAAGCACCAGAACCUGUGGAGAUUGUAGAAAACUCAACUGAUCCUCACCCCAUCAAAAUCACUCAGGUGCAGUGGAAUGAGCCAGGUGCGCGAUACUCCCUAGUUGACAAGGAGAAGGGGCCAAAAUUGCCAUUUUCAAUUGACCAGGAAGGAGGUAUUUAUGUGACUCAGCCCUUGGACCGAGAAGAAAAGGAUUCGUAUGUUUUUUAUGCUACAGCAACGGAUGAGGGUGGAAAAUGGCUUUCAGUACCGCUGGAAAUUCGUGUGAAAGUUAAGGACAUUAAUGAUAACCCACCUACAUGUCCAUCUGCAGUGACUGUAUUUGAGGUCCAGGAGAAUGAAAAUAUAGGGAGCAAUAUUGGGACUUUUAUUGCCCAUGACGAGGAUGAAAAAAACACUGUCAAUAGUAUUUUAGGAUACAGAAUCGUGGAUCAAAUCCCCAAAUUUCCCAAGGAAGGACUCUUCCUGGUCCAAACCUACUCAGGAGUGUUCCAGUUAGCUGCGCAGUCCUUGAAGAAGCAAGACACUCCACAGUACAACCUGACAGUAGAAGUGGCUGACAAAGAUUUCAAAACCCUCUGUGAUGUGCAGAUCCAUGUUAUUGAUAUCAAUGACCAGAUCCCCAUCUUCGAAAAAUCAGAUUAUGGAAUCUUAACCCUUGCUGAAGACACAGCUGUUGGGUCCACCAUCUUGACCAUCCAGGCCACAGAUGCUGAUGAGCCAUUCACUGGGAGUUCUAAAAUCCUAUACCGUAUUACACAGGGAGACAGUGAUGGACGACUGGGGGUUGACACAGAUCCCCAAACCAAUGCUGGAUAUGUCAUAAUUAAAAAGCCUCUUGAUUUUGAAACUGCAGCCAUUCAUGAUAUUGUGUUUCAAGCAGAAAAUCCUGAGCCUCUGGUGUAUGGUGUAAAUUACAACACCAGCUCCUCUGCCACGUUCAAGCUUAUUGUGACAGAUGUGAAUGAAGCACCCGUAUUUUCCCAGCGCAUAUACCAAGCAAAAGUCAGUGAAGAUGUGGCUGUAGGCACUAAAGUGGGCAAUGUGACUGCCAGGGAUCCGGAAAAUCUGGAUAUAAGUUAUUCCCUGAGAGACGACAGGAGAGGCUGGCUUAAAAUUGACCCCGUCACUGGCCAGAUCUCCACUAGGGCUCCGCUGGACCGGGAAGCUGAGAGUAUGUAUGUGGUGCACGUGGUGGCUACCGAAAUAGGUGGAUCCUACCUGAGCUCCAUAGCCAGUUUCCACCUGACCCUCUCCGAUGUGAAUGACAACCCCCCUCGGCUAGCCAAGGACAACGCAGGCUUGUUUCUGUGCCAUCCCCUCCAAACAAUCGGAAGUGUCAUUUUCGAGGCCACCGAUGAUGACCAGCAGUCAUUUCUGGGUCCACAGUUUACAUUUUCCCUUGACAGUGAAUUUUUACGAAACAACUGGGUAGUUUCCAAAAUCAAUGGUACACAUGCCAAACUUUCCACCAAGCAUACAAACUUUGAGGAGAGAGUUUACAACGUCCCAAUUCACAUCAAGGAUGGUGGUCGGCCACCCUUGGAAAGAGUAGUAUCUUUACCAGUUACUUUCUGCAAGUGUGUGGAUGGAAGCUGUUUCCUGCCAGCAGGUCACCACUCUGGGAUGCCCACUGUGGGCAUGGCAGUUGGUAUACUCCUGACUACAUUUUUGGUUAUUGGUAUAAUUUUAGCAGUUGUGUUUAUCCGAAUAAAGAAGAAUGGAGGCAAAGAUAAUGUCGAAAGUGCUCAGGCAUCUGAAGCCCAACCUCUGAGAAACUGAAUUUGAAAAGGAAUGCCUGAGUUUAUAUAUUGAGUGCUAUUUCAGUAACAUAACCAUUUAAUCCUGUAAUUUUACUUUUUUUAUGCAACAUAUGCAUUACAAUUUUUUACAGAUAUAUCCUCUUGCUCUUUAAUAUUUUAUUACUCUUUGAUAUUCUGUGUGCUAUAGACAUUAGAGACAUUUCCCAUUUUCCCAUGACACUUUCCCCUCUGCAAAAGCUUUAGCUAUUUAUCCAAAACAAAAAAAUGUAUGUGUUUUUUCCCUUUAGGGGGAGAUGGACUGAUGAAAUAUUCUGUUCAUUUUCUCCUUAUCAAGAUUUAUCAGUCAUCCACCACAGAACUUCCUGGAUUCCAUUUAUACUUUCCUAAUUUCGUCCUGUGUCUCCUUCCUCAUGUCUCUUGGUAUUGCACUAAUUUUAAAACAUUUGUUGGAGAAAAGAACAAAGUGAAGUUGUAGGAAAAAAAUAAAAUGGGAACCUUGUCCUUUGAUGUGAAUAGAAACUCUUUGUGUUAUUAGCCUUCUUUAGCUCACUGUGGCUUGUAUCACUCUUCAUUUGAGGUUCUCCCACUUGGAAAUGGCAAAAACCUACCAUAGGCCACACAGGCCCACUUUCACAAAUUUUGGUGCAGAAACCAACCCCUGACCAGAUUUACUUAUUACCUACCAUGCUUAUAUUCUGCACAUGUUUUCCUUAUGUGUAUGUUAAUAAAGAUUGGUUGCUGUAUAUUUAACAGAAGAAGUAGUGACAAAAAUCAAGAAUAAAUGUUGACUGUGGUUUUGUUUCUUGG
Molecule: messenger RNA, 3425 nt
Organism: Lutra lutra (Eurasian river otter)
Lineage: Eukaryota; Metazoa; Chordata; Mammalia; Carnivora; Mustelidae
Gene: CDH17
Product: cadherin 17
Exons: 18
Coding region: 142-2637 (831 amino acids)
Biological process (GO): homophilic cell-cell adhesion; adherens junction organization; multicellular organism development
Cellular component (GO): plasma membrane; catenin complex; adherens junction
Molecular function (GO): cadherin binding; calcium ion binding
Source: RefSeq, a predicted model, not a curated record